This is a messenger RNA of Nycticebus coucang (slow loris), 570 nucleotides long. Its product is annotated as 40S ribosomal protein S16-like. Gene Ontology annotation, cellular component: ribosome; cytosolic small ribosomal subunit. Gene Ontology annotation, biological process: translation; maturation of SSU-rRNA from tricistronic rRNA transcript (SSU-rRNA, 5.8S rRNA, LSU-rRNA). The transcript has a single exon. Gene Ontology annotation, molecular function: structural constituent of ribosome; RNA binding. Lineage: Eukaryota; Metazoa; Chordata; Mammalia; Primates; Lorisidae. The record is from RefSeq and is a predicted model, not a curated record. The coding region runs from base 58 to 498 and encodes 146 amino acids.
UGACCUUUUCCGGUUGUGGGGCCGCGCGGUGAGGACGUUCACUCUAGGCCCGUAGCCAUGCCGUCCAAGGGCCCGUUGCAGUCCGUGCAGGUCUUCGGACGCAAGAAAACUGCCACAGCCGUGGCGCACUGCAAACGAGGUAAUGGCCUCAUCAAGGUGAACGGGCGGCCCCUGGAGAUGAUUGAGCCGCGCACACUGCAGUACAAGCUACUGGAACCUGUUCUGCUUCUGGGCAAGGAGAGGUUUGCUGGUGUAGACAUUCGUGUCCGUGUGAAAGGUGGUGGUCAUGUGGCCCAAAUAUAUGCUAUCCGUCAGUCCAUCUCCAAAGCCCUGGUGGCCUAUUACCAGAAAUAUGUGGACGAGGCUUCCAAGAAGGAGAUUAAAGACAUCCUCAUCCAAUAUGACCGGACUCUGCUUGUAGCUGACCCCCGUCGCUGUGAAUCCAAAAAGUUUGGAGGCCCUGGUGCCCGAGCUCGCUACCAGAAAUCUUACCAAUAAAACCAUCAUGUGGGUUGGGGAUCACCUGUACAAUAAACAAUGGUUGUAGGAUUUAAAAAAAAAAAAAAAAUA